Molecule: messenger RNA, 1578 nt
Organism: Mus pahari (shrew mouse)
Lineage: Eukaryota; Metazoa; Chordata; Mammalia; Rodentia; Muridae
Product: chitinase-like protein 3
Exons: 11
Coding region: 79-1374 (431 amino acids)
Biological process (GO): carbohydrate metabolic process; chitin catabolic process
Cellular component (GO): extracellular region
Molecular function (GO): chitin binding; chitinase activity
Source: RefSeq, a predicted model, not a curated record
UUCCAUCUAACAAACCUUAUGGUCUUAAAUGGUUUAAAAAGCCAACUGGGACUCUCCUGAAGCAAUCCUGAAGGCACCAUGACCAAGCUCAUUCUUGUCACAGGUUUGGCACUUCUGCUGAAUCCUCAGCUGGGCUCUGCCUACCAGCUGAUGUGCUACUAUAAUAAUGUAGCCCAGGACAGACCAAAGUUGGGAAGUUUCAGUCCUGCUGAUAUUGACCCCUGCCUGUGUACUCACCUCAUCUAUGCCUUCGCUAGUAUGCGGAACAACAAGGUUACCAUGAGAAGCAUGAAUGACUUGAUUGACUACCAAGCCUUAAAUACUCUAAAAAGCAGAAACAUACAGCUGAAAACCCUUCUGGCCAUUGGAGGAUGGGACUUUGGACCUGCCCCGUUCAGUGCCAUGGUCUCCACUCCACACAACCGACAGACUUUUAUUAACUCGGCCAUCAAAUUCCUGCGCCAGUAUGGGUUUGAUGGACUGAACCUGGACUGGCAGUUCCCUGGAUCUCGUGGGAGCCCUGCUAAGGACAAGCAUCUCUUCACUGUCUUGGUGCAGGAAAUACAUAAGGCUUUUGAACUGGAAGCCAUUGAGAACAAGAGCCCUAGGCUGAUGGUCACUGCCACAGUAGCUGGUGUCAUCUCCACCAUCCAAUCUGGCUAUGAGAUCCCUCAGUUAUCACACUUCCUAGACUACAUCCAGGUCAUGACUUACAAUCUCCAUGGCUCCCAAGAUGGCUAUACUGGGGAAAACAGCCCACUCUACAAAUCCCUAAAUGACACUGGCAUCAACACCUUCCUCAAUGUGGAUUACAUCAUGGCCUACUGGAAUGAAAAUGGGGCAGCACCUGAGAAGCUCAUUGUUGGAUUCCCAGCAUAUGGACAAACCUUCACCCUGAGUGACCCCUCCAACACUGGAAUAAGUGCUCCUACUGCUAGUGCUGGUACACUAGGGCCCUACACAGAAGAGCCUGGCACCUGGGCCUAUUAUGAGAUUUGCUCCUUCCUGAAUGAUGGAGCCACUGAAGCCUGGGAUUCUGCACAGGAAGUACCCUAUGCCUAUCAGGGUAACAAAUGGGUUGGCUAUGAUAAUGUCAAGAGUUUUCACAUCAAGGCUGAAUGGCUUAAACAGAACAACCUGGGAGGUGCCAUGCUAUGGACCCUUGAUAUGGAUGACUUCACUGGCUCUUUCUGCAACCAGGGUCAAUUCCCUCUGACCUCUACCCUGAAGAAUGCCCUCUUAGUGUACAGCACAAGUUGCAUGGCCUCAGUUUCAGAUCUUCAACAAGUAAAUGCUCCUCUAUACAGCGGGAAUAGAAAAUGGAGGAGAGGCUCUGAGGCAAUGGAUUCUGUGUCACCUGUGCCAAGAGAAUAAUCAAAAUGCCUUCUGGCACAGCCCAAAUGGAAUCUUAUCCCAACACAACUUCUGAAUGGACCCUCUCCUCAAAAUAAUCUGGUAUGAAGAAACUAGGCAUGAACUUGUCUCUAUCAGCUUUUCCAGGGCCCAGAAGUCUCCUCUGCUCCUUGCAAAGCUCGUCUUGAAUUACCUGAAGUACUAAAAAUAAAAUCAACAGUCAAA